UCCAGCAGACUUCAGUCAUGGAGUCAGAUAUUCAUUUAUGUCGUGCACUUCUUCUCCCUCUCUGAUCAUCUAAAGAAUCAUCGGACUGGACACCAGAUGACAGAUUUAAGGAUGUUUGUCCCUGAUGUCUCAUAUUCACUGCUGUUGUUGGGAAUAUCGUUUCUCACUGUCUUCACUAAGACUUCACAUGAGUUCUCAGGUUAUCUGUCCCGUGUGCUGAGGAAUUACACUGAACAAGCCUGCGACGGAGACUUCCUGACUGUUCGCUGCCCACUCAGAACCUCCAUCACCAUCCAAUCAGCUUUCUAUGGCAGGAAAGACUCCGCCCAUUCGCCACAGUGUCCGCCCACUUAUAACAGUGCUGGGACACGCUCAGUGAAUGACAUCACUUCCUGUCAUGUGUCAACAUCCUUGCAGAAGAUGUUGGAUGAAUGUGAAGACAGGAGAAGCUGUCAUGUUCUUGUCAACAGUCGUUUGUUUGGGACGGACCCCUGUCCAACCAUCAGCAAAUACCUCAGCGUGCUGUACAAGUGCAGACCGAAUGAGUAUAAGAGUAAAGUCGUGUGUGAAGGGGAGCGGUUGCGGUUAGGAUGUAAGACGGGAAUGCAAAUAGCAGUUUAUUCUGCCAUGUUUGGCCGCACACAGCAGGGAACGCUGGAGUGUCCUCCACACCACCGGAGGGCGCCGUCUGUCGACUGCUCGUCAGACGUGGCUCUGCAUGUGAUGACAUCACGUUGCCAGGGAAAACGCACCUGUGUGGUCCGCGCCUCUACACAAGUCUUUGGAGACCCCUGUUACCGUGGCACCCGCAAAUACCUCAGUGUCAUACACACCUGUGUUCCAAAGAAACUCCUUCAGGAAUCAGUUUCCAGGCGCCCGUCGUUCCCCUCUCCCCCCUCUCUGCCUCAUGACCCCAACGUGGUGGGAGACAGCGGCCCCCCUGACGGGACCCCGCCUUUGACUUCAGACACUGUGCCAGGGAGGUCGACACGAGGCCAGACUUUUGGUUUGUAUUCAGAAGAACCGGAUCAGUCUAAAGAACGAGAGAGAGACAGUGAUCCAAACCCUACCGUCUCCACCGUAAGCAGACCAGCAAUGGCUCUCAUCAGCAGCGCACUAGCAGCAUACACCUACAUUACAGAGCAUCCCGAGCAUUGUGCCCUCUAUUUCAUGUGUGGUGUGUGUGCUGGUCUGUUCCUCACACUCUUCGCGCUGGUCGUUCAGAUCUCCUGUCGUACGGACUGUAAACCUCGUCAUGCGGUCGCUAAGAAACGGCCGCGACCCGCGGACUCCGACAGUGACACCACUGACUCUGACUCAGACUGGGACACGGGUUCGGACCUCUCGGCCCGCCGACACCGCCGGUUUGAGCGCACGCUCAACACAAACGUCUUCAUGUCGGCCGAGGAGCUGGAGCGAGCGCAACGACUGGAGGAGAGAGAGCGAAUCAUACGAGAGAUCUGGAUGAACGGACAGCCGGACGUCCCCGGCACUCGUAGCCUAAAUCGCUACUAUUAGAGCUCCGCCUCUGAUUGGACAAUUCCAGAAACAAAGCUGCUACUGGGAGUUGUAGUUUUCUGAUAGCUAAAGAAGAUGCAUGUACCGCCAUGUUUGGCAUGAAAGUGCGCCUUUUCUUUGCAGUGGAAAUAAGCUCUUCGUUACGACGAGCAUUAUGCGUAACCUUCAGUACGCUGAGGUGAAGGUCAAAUGCUCUGACCUCCUCCACUUCUCUGGACUGAGGCUGAAGCUAAGGCUCAUGGGAGAUGUAAUCCAUUUAAAGACUGGCUCUGGGAGUCUGUAGGCAGCUCUUAAAGGUGUGUUAAGCUUUAAGCACUGUGAUUGGUCCUUCACUGCGCCUGUCAAACAGUAAGGACAUGUGCCCGGUUGCAUAAAGCACCUUAAGUGUAAUUUUCCCUUAAGAUCACCCUAAUGUUUCCCUUAAACUUAAAGGAGCAAUAUGUAAUAUAUUUAAUGUACUAAAGCAUAAAAUUAUCAUAAUAUGUUAUCAGAGAUUUAGGAAACAUGCUAAGUUGAAAUACUGGCUUCUCCGAAAAGAAUGCUACAGCCAGUAUAUAAUACUUUGAAAUGUCCGUUCCGGGCCAGAAUUUAUUUUUGUGUUUUGGCCUGUGUGAUCCCGCCCACUGCCCAUUUCCCAAUAGUUUUGACCCCCCUGGGUUGCCAGAUUUGAAACAAGUUAGCGGGCAAACACAGCGCACUGCAACCAUGGAAGCCAGCAGUACAUCUAGCUAACAUUGACAGAGUUAUUAAAAAAAUCCACAUGAGCACUACCACCCCUGGAGUUCGUGAGUUCGAAUUCCAGGGCAUGCUGAGUGACUCCAGCCAGGUCUCCUAAGCAACCAAAUUGGCCCGGUUGCUAGGGAGGGUAGUCACAUGGGGUAACCUCCUCGUGGUCGCUAUAAUGUGGUUCGCUCUCGGUGGGGCGCGUGGUGAGUUGUGUGUGGAUGGCGUGAAGCCUCCACACGCGCUAUGUCUCAGCAGUAACGUGCUCAACACGCCACGUGAUAAGAUGCACGGGUUGACAUCUCAGAUGCGGAGGCAACUGAGAUUCGUCCUCUGCCACCCGGAUUGAGGUGAGUCACUACGCCACCACGAGGACCUAGAGUGCAUUGGGAAUUCCAAAUUGGGGAGAAAAAGGAAGAAAAAAAAUCCACAUGAGUUGGUUUAUAAUUUGCAAACAAUAAAAACAUUGCAAACAUAUACAUUAACUGAUCAACAUACAGUGUAAGGCUCGUCGCUUGCCAUUGUCAGUUUGCUCGUUCCUGUUGCGUGUCCUCAACCUGGCAACCCACGUGAGUGGACUGCAGUACCCAUUUUUAAUGCUUGAUGUCAAUGUUACAUAUUGCUCCUUUAAGGGUGUUGCAAGAAAUAACCCUUAAGUGUUACUUAAGGGUUUUUAUGGGUAAAACGUCACAAUCCCUUAUGAUCUCCCUUAAGUAUUUAUUUUUUACUUAAGUGUGCCCUUAAAAACCAUUAAGUGUUGCAUAAAGCCCCUUAACUGCCAUUUUCCUAAGUAUUUCCUAAGGUUAGGAAAACUUUACCUCAAGCAUAGGUUAAAGGUUUAUAAAAAUGAAUAAAUAGCUACAUUUAUACAACCAAUUGAAGAGUAUAGUGUGCCAAGGUGAAUUUUUCACAAUAGGGAGAACCCAGUUUAGGCCAUUUAAGCGAUGAAAAACUGUUGCAGAUGUUGCAUGAGUACAGAUUUGACGGUCAUACAAUAUGAGAAAUCGCGAACAAGCUGGAGGGCGAUCUAAUAGAAACACACACAAACCAGAAGUGCACCCAGUAUCAUCUGAUCUCUGUAUCUUUAUAAACUGUACAAAUGGAUGAAUUAAAAUCAUACCAAAAGUUCAUUUGCGAUAUAUCGCUAAUUUUUAUACAUAUCCUACACCCCUACUGAUCACCACUAAUAUUCUUAAUUUGGGAUGGCAGUCAGUUCUCUGCACAGUUAUACAAGCAUCUUAACGUCUUGCACCUCUAAUCCAACUCUUACCGGGCAGUCUUUCAAAGGUGUCUUUCUCAAAAAGCCGUAAAAGCAGAAUCCUCCACUAAUUGGUCUGCAUGCGAAACUCAGGACGUUUACACAGGAAAAUGUGUACACAAAAAAGUGUUUGAAUCGAUUAAAUUCGAGGAUUGUACCUCAGAUACAAAUGGAAAUCCACCUGUGUAUCCUCCAGAAAAUGAGUCUGAAAAAAAUAUUCAUGCAGUAAUCGUAAACUUCUGUGACUGGUGCAUACUGAAAAGUGCUGUGAAAACUAACAGGUGAUACACGACAACGCCGUUUACGCGCUGCUUCAGAAGAGGUCGGACAAUAAUUUACACAUGAAUAAUUAUACAGAGAAACUUUAAUAGUCAUUAAUAUUAAAAUAAAAUCAUAGUGUAAAGUUGAAGUAUUUUCUAUGUGGUAAAAUUGCCCAAGUGUUGGUCGGGACAUUUCCGAUCUUCUGAAAGUUUGCAGAGACAGGCUGUGUCCAUGGUAACAGUAGAGUUUUAUUACAGUAAAACCUCACUCACUGUAGUAAAUCCCUUAACGGUUUCCUUUACCUAAGAGAAGUGUCUGGGAUUAUAUGCAACACCCUCAAGUCAUUCCCUCAGAUAAGGGGAAAUUACACUUUAAGUGUACUUAAGGGAAAAACUUAAGGUGUUUUAUGCAACGGGGCACUGCUUCUGUAGGGAGAGACACGGAACAUUUAAGGUUCUAAGCAUCACCAAUUUAUGUGCCUUCCAGUUUUCACCUAAAAAAAAAAAAAAAAUACACACAUACAGUGGACAAAAACAGUAUUUGGACAAAAUAUGCAAACAAAUGAUGCUAGAGUUUUUCUCAGAAAUAACUUCACUUUUCUGAGCCAUUUUUGCUAUGACUUUUAAUCAACAGGUUUCAGGUGUUUUUAGCAGAAUUGUAGCAGAACAACAUGAACAUGUUCCACUAAUGUUUGACAGCUAGAAAGUGUCUGAAUAGUUUUGUCUACAUUUUAUACAGUAUCUAUUGUUUUAUCAUUUCUUUGUUAAAAUAAAUGACACUUGUUUUAAUUUGUUGUUAUUUAAUGCAAUGACAUUCAGACAUUUUUGAGAGUGCCUUAGGUUUUUCAAAUACUUUUUGGGUCUGCUGUAUGUGUGUGUGUGUGUGUGUGUGUGUGUGUGUGUGUGUGUGUGUGUGUGUGUAUACACUACCGGUCAAAAGUUUUGAAACACUUGACUGAAAUGUUUCUCAUGAUCUUAAAUAUAUUUUGAUCUGAAGGCGUAUGUUUAAAUGUUUGAAAUUAGUUUUGUAGACAAAAAUAUAAUUGUGCCACCAUAUUAAUUUAUUUCAUUAUAAAUCUAAAAUUUAAUUAAAAUAAAAAAAGUUUUUGAAAUUGAUGACUUGGACCAAAUAAUAAAGAAAAGCAGCCAAUAAGUGCCCAACAUAGAUGGGAACUCCUUCAAUACUGUUUAAAAAGCAUCCCAGGGUGAUACCUCAAGAAGUUGGUUGAGAAAAUGUCAAGAGUACAUGUCUGCAAAUUCUAGGCAAAGGGUGACUACUUUGAAGAUGCUAAAAUAUAACACAGUUUUUGUUUAGUCACAACAUAAUUCCCAUAGUUCCAUUUAUGUUAUUCCAUAGUUUUAAUGACUUUACUAUUAUUCUAAAAUGUGAAAAAAAAAAUAAAAAAAAAAAUAAAAUUAUAAUAAAUAAGUGUUUCAAAACUUUUGUUUAUAUAUAUAUAAACAAAAAGGCAUGCUGUAAAAUCAUCUCAGCCUUUAUUGGAUCUAUUUUGAUAUUUAAAUAGUAUUUUUUGCAGAUGUUACUGUUUUUGGAUGAAAUAUUUUUAUAUUGUGGAAAAGCUAGCCUGAUUGCUCAGGGAUGCAAUUCAAGUGUUUCUGUAUAAUGCUUCUAUUCAAGUGAAGGAGCCCUUCAAGUGUUUCUAAAUAGGCAACAGUAACCUCAAAUAGGUUUUUUAUAGGAACACAUAAUGCACAGCAGUGGUGUGCCUUAAACACACUCAAUCAAUCAAUGACUUAUUCACUGAUCAAUCAAUCUAUGCUCUUUAGCGUUUUUGUGAUUAAUGUGUUACGGACUAUUUCUGUUACAGGACAUGAGGGCUCAGAACCAAUUAAUCUGAAUUUAGAUGAGGCCUGAAUUACAUGAUACCCUAAUAUUCACUCCUAAAAAUAAAAGCCAUUUAAGGGGUCCUUAGGUGUGAAAGCCCCUUCUUAUCAAAAACACUUUUUUUUUUCUUUUUUUUUUGCUGUAUAGUGUUCUUGAGUUGCUAUAUGGUUCUUUGGAGAUUAAAAAAGUUAUUGAUGUUACAUUAUAUGUAAGUUUGUCUGAUCUGCCUUUUCUGGGUUCUUUAAAAUACCAAUACAUAUGGCUUUCUAAAGAUUAAGAAGUUAUUUGUGGAAUUUAAAGGUGCACUUAGUAAUUUUAGUGUUUAUGUCGUCUUGGACUUUCACUGACAUCUAGUGGAGGGGAUGCUUCAUCCUUUAAACGCAAUAGUUUUACGUUACCGUAGUAGUAGUAUUUGAUGGUCAUGUGAUAAUAACAUGGCCGCCCCAUGAGGGGACCCCUCUCCAUGUAGAAUAAAACAGCUUUUAUAAAGUUACUGAUAUGACUGGAGUCUCUUCAUUUUAUGUGAGUGGUCAUGAUUUUAUACAAGUGUUUUAAAUUGACUAGGAGUCAAACUUUUUUAAUGAGGACAAAAUUAGUGAGUGCACCUUUAAAAGGUUCUCCUAUGACAUCAGACUAUAUAUAUUUUUCUAACUGGAACCUAUUUUUAACAGUGUACGCCCCCACACAGAUUGUUUUUGUAAUCCCUUGGUAGGCUACUCAAAAGCAAGCCAAAAAUAUAUAUGUAUUUGUGUAUGUUGAUUGUUUUGCACCCCAGCUCUUAAAUACUGUUAUGCAGAUGUUUUAAGAUGUCACAAACUUUUAUUUUAUUUUUUCAAUGAUUUUUCUGCAUGGCUUUUAUGUGAAUAUUUGCUCUUGUACAGAGCUGGACUUUUGGGAAAUAUAUAUAUAUAUAUAUAUAUAUAUAUAUAUAUAUAUAUAUAUAUAUAUAUAUAUAUAUAUAUAAGACAACAUCAAACCUUUUUUUUAUUAUUGCAACCACUGCCUUACUAAUCUGAGACCAACUGUUAUUGUGCAUUGAAUAAACUGCAUUAAUCUACUGCAUUUGUAAAUUAAAGCCAGAAGCCUUCUAUAUAGGGGAAUCUUCAAGCUUAGCCUAAAAUAGAAUAACGCUGCAGUCCCAUAGACAUUUUAUUUGGCGGUACACUAGCGAAGACACAAGAGGUCGUUUUUGGAGGAGAUGCUUCAUUACGCUGAAUAAACUGCUUUUGUGAGGAAACAGCUCAUCAUUUAAUGAAUUGACCACCUGUCCACUGAUCUUCAACAUGUUUUAUAGUAAACAAUUCUUUUAGAAUAAAUGAUGUGUGGAAUUUACAACGAUAAAAUUGCUGUUUGAUAAGAGAGGACAGGCCGUGGCUAGAAGGUAACCCCAUGGCAGCCUAAGUCUCGCGAGAGUCUCGUUCUCUGUUACUAAGGAUAGAUUUAAGGGUCAUAUUUAAUGGUAUGGCUAAGGUUAGGGGUAGGGGUAGAUGUAGGGUUUCUGGAAGUAGGGACUCUAAAUAAACACAAAAGACAGUGUCUGCAUGGGCGCUUUAAGGUACCUGUGGGCCCAUGAACUUGCUGGUCCGCUGAGGCCCCCUUCAAUUUUUUUUUUACACAGACGCCUUUAACACUUGCAUACUGUCACCGUGUCAACAACCGCGUCUUCCGGUGAAAGCGUUUAAACGAGCUCCUCCCGCUGGGUCCCAUAGGAGUUGUAGGCCCCUAGGCUUCAGCCCGUGCGUUAAUGCGGCUCUCGCGAGACUUUCGGUAACUCAGGGGUUACCUUCUAGACACGGCCGAUAAGACGCGGACAAUUUUGCGACAGGUAGGUGUCAGUUUACGGCUCUCCUCUAUAAUUUGUAUGGUAUCCGCAAACGGUGUCUUACUGUCGUUACACGCUAAUUGAAAACGUGGAGGUUAAAGCCAUCAAAAGCUGCAUUGUUCUACAUGUAGUAAUACAAUCUUUGUUGAUGUCAUUAAUGUUGUAAAAGACAAAUGCAAUAAAAAAUAUGUUAGAAACGUA
This is a messenger RNA of Myxocyprinus asiaticus (Chinese sucker), 7625 nucleotides long. Its product is annotated as protein eva-1 homolog A-like. Lineage: Eukaryota; Metazoa; Chordata; Actinopteri; Cypriniformes; Catostomidae. The transcript is spliced from 8 exons. Gene Ontology annotation, biological process: mitotic spindle organization; mitotic cytokinesis; cilium-dependent cell motility. The record is from RefSeq and is a predicted model, not a curated record. Bases 97 to 1518 code for a protein of 473 amino acids. Gene Ontology annotation, cellular component: mitotic spindle; axoneme. Gene Ontology annotation, molecular function: alpha-tubulin binding; carbohydrate binding.